Molecule: messenger RNA, 1407 nt
Organism: Didymodactylos carnosus
Lineage: Eukaryota; Metazoa; Rotifera; Eurotatoria; Philodinida; Philodinidae
Source: the annotation of a GenBank genome assembly
AUGAAUCAAACAUUUUCAAAUUUGACGUUUUCGUUCCAGAUACCCCAAUUUGAUCCAAAAUUAAAAUUUGUUGAACAAGUUGUUUUAACAACUAUAUUCAUAUCAGCAUUAAUUGGAAAUAUAUUCGUUUUGACACUUAUUUUACGAAAUAAACAUCGACGUUUUACCAGAAUGCCAUUUUUUAUUUUAAAUUUAACAAUAGCCGAUAUUCUUGUUGCACUAUUUUGUGUUUUUCCAAUGUUAAUUUGGAAAUCGACAACAACAUUUUUCGGCGGUGAUAUUCUAUGUAGAGUGAUGGCGUUUAUAAUGUUAACAGUCACAUAUAUAUCCGUUUAUACAUUAGUUCUAAUGGCAAUCGAUAGAUACAAAGCUAUUGUUUAUCCAUUAACAACUUAUACGUGGACUGCUCGUUCUGGUUUAUUUCAUAUAAUAUUUGUCUGGUGUUUAAGUUUUUUAUUGGCAACACCACAAUUGUUCAUAUUCGGAGUUGGAAUCCAUCCAGCUUAUAUAAAUAAUCCAAAUGCUAAACUUAGUUGUGUGGCAAAAUUUCCCGUCAAUGAUCCAAAAUGGGAAUUAACCUAUAUCAUUUGGACAAAUAUAGCUCAAUUUAUUAUACCAGUCUCUGUACUUCUCUUUUGUUAUGGUUCCAUCUAUUUAUUAGUGAGUAAAAAUUUUUCCAUGAGACGUUUAAUACACACAAAAAAUAAUAGUUUUAAUGCAAGUACAAACCAUUUAAGUAUCAAUAACAAAUCGUCGACCAUAUUUAACCAUCUUAUUGGUACACAUAUUCAUGUUAAUUAUCAUUCAGCAGCAAGUAGAUGUUUUCGACAACAACCACCACAUGUUUUAAAUUCACGUUGUCCGACAGUUGAUUGUAUUCCAAAUAGUGCAAAUGGUGAUAGUUUCGAUAGAACAGUUACUUAUCAUAAAAACCAGCAUCGAAAAAAUGUUUAUAUACGAGAUGCUAUGUAUCCAGUUGUCAUACGUUUAAGUCGACAGAGUAAUAUUUCAGUUGAAAGUGCAGAUGCCUAUCCUAGACAACAUUGUGCAAAUUUUCUAUCACGAGCAAGACUAAAAACGAUUAAACUCACAUUUAUUGUUGUCAUUCUUUAUAUUAUUUGUUCAACACCGUUCUAUGUUGGAUCCAUUAUUAUGACAUUGAAUAAUAAAUUUAUUUCAAAAAAAACAGCAAACUGGCUUUAUACAAUAUUUAGUUUAAUGUUAAAUUUAAAUAGUUGUUCAAAUCCAGUGAUAUAUUUGACAUUAAGUGGUGGCCUAUUUAGUUUUCGACCGAAAAAACAUUAUAGACCAGUACAAAAUAUAAUAUUUCAAUUUGGAAUGGAUAAUAGUAUGAUUCCAGUUUUAGCUUACGAUUUUGUGGCAUGUUUGGCAUAUUUACAGGCAUGA